UCAACCGCUUUUGGUCCUCCUGCGGUCGAACUAACAUUUAAAAAGUCGGUUAAAUGACAAUAGUGCCAUAAUGUCGCGAAUAUUGGCCUGUGUGUUUGUGUGUGUGUGCGUUGUACGGACUCAAGUCAUCCCGGGGAAGUCCCGAGUCAAUGAUGGAGAUUUUAACACUGUUAACACUGAUGGAUCCUUUGAUUUCGGAUACGCGAACAAAGACCGAGGGGCGAGCUACCACCUGUCACACAGCAACUCCAACGGGGUGGUUGGAGGCCGCUUCGGAGCCCGGGACCCCGGGACCAACGAGAUUAAAGAGACUAUUUACACCGCCGGACCUAGAGGUUUCCGAGCUAAGGGUCCGAAUGUUCACCGGAAGAUGGACCUUGACCAGCGGCCGCGGGGGCCGAUAGGGAACAAGGACGACCCUAACUUCGACCCCAACGAAGACCCCAGCUACUCCUUCAAGGUCGAAACCAGGACGUACACUAAGAACGAAAACGCGGACAGCAGGGGAGACGUUAAGGGUCACUACUCCUACGUAGACGACGUAGGGGAACGUCACGACGUGUCCUACAUAGCCGGCCGGGACACCGGCUUCCACGUCUCCUCUGCUCAUCCUGACAGCCCCAACCUGAUCGGGAACCCCUUCCAUCGAGCGCCGCUGGUGCGAGCCGAGACGAAGUCAAGGGGAAGGACAGCCGUGCAGAGAGGACUUGAUGGUUCUUAUAGAUUCAUCUCAGCUGGCCCCGACCAGAGACGCACAGAGAGCAGCGACUCGCACGGUAACGUAAGAGGAUCAUACACGUUCUUGGACGACAAAGGUAUCCAAAGGACAGUUAACUACAUAGCGGGCCCCGGCAUUGGUUACCGAAUAGUCAAGAACAGCAAGGACCCCUACAUCCCCAUCAACUUCCCUACCAUCCCCAGCAGCUACGACCCAGACUUCAACACCGGCAGCGCCUCCGACACGUCCCUGCAGACCGGACCCGACGGUUCUGAUGAUGUCUUCAAACGGCCGGACGGCACCGCGGCUUCUGGUCACGUGAAGCCCUCCCCCUUCCCAGCGUCCGACAUCGACGUGGGCGUGGCCCCGCCCAGCGCAAGCGACACGCCCCCCUACAACCCGAACAAAUUUAACGGCUACACCGAAAACGGACCGACCAAAGGACCAGGCAAGCCUCGGCCGUUUAGGCCGACGAAGAAGCCGUAUGUGCCGCUUAAGCCGUCUCAGGCGCCCAAAACUGACGAUGACGAGAAAAGUAAGCCGGAGUACGCGGUAGGUUUUAACGUGGAAACCACGCCUCGGGAGACGCUCAUUAGUAACGUCGGCGGGGACUACUUUACCAUACCUCCGGGAGUGUCGGUGCGUGCCCACGUUCAGAGCAUCGACCUCUACCCGUUCGGCGCCAAACCCAUAUCACCGUCUGAAGCACUGGAAAACGACAAAUCGUAGCGAUCCCACUGACUAGGCAUACACGAUAUUUAAUAAACACUA
Messenger RNA from Aricia agestis (brown argus), 1489 nucleotides. RefSeq lists its product as uncharacterized. Gene Ontology annotation, cellular component: chitin-based extracellular matrix. The coding region runs from base 71 to 1447 and encodes 458 amino acids. Gene Ontology annotation, molecular function: structural constituent of chitin-based larval cuticle. The transcript has 8 exons. The record is from RefSeq and is a predicted model, not a curated record. NCBI's taxonomy places the organism in Eukaryota, Metazoa, Arthropoda, Insecta, Lepidoptera, Lycaenidae.